ACUUUAAACGACAAAUCAAACAACAACUAGGAGAUAAUUAAGAUUAUGCAGAUUUUGGAAACUGAUCAACGGAGUUGAUUCAUGCAUGUUUCGUCUGAACUACGGUGCUUGACAGAACUAUUGUUUAUUGUAACGUCAUGACCAGUGCCAUGGUGUUAUGGACCCCUAGCUCGUUAUAUUAGCAAGGUGGAUUAGGUUUCGAGGAGAUAUAUAGUAGUGUUCUGCAGAGUGUUUGACUAUUUAUUGUUAUCGAAAAGAUGGCUGUGCCGGUGAGAGAUAUGGAGGUGGAGGUGUCAGAGAAGGAUGGAGUUGCAAGCUGGAGGGGAACAUUGUUCAAGUAUGGUGAAGAGCUGAAGAAAACGAGUCGUAUCGCGGGGCCUAUGGUUGCGGUUUCAGUGCUGCAGUACCUGUUGCAGGUGAUUUCGGUGGUGAUGGUGGGUCAUGUCAAUCAGCUCACCCUUGCUGGCGUCGCCAUUGCUACUUCUAUGACUAAUGUCACCGGCUUCAGCCUUCUGUCAGGACUGGUUGGUGGAUUGGAAACUCUAUGCGGCCAAGCUUAUGGAGCAAGGCAAUAUGAUAAAGUUGGUGUAUACACUUGCAGUGCCAUAAUAUCUCUGCUUCUGGUUUGCAUCCCUGUAUGUGUAUUUUGGAUUUUCAUAGACAAAUUCUUGAUUUUAAUUGGCCAAGAUCAUUCGAUCUCUCAUGAGGCGCGCAAGUAUGCCAUUUGGGUGAUCCCUGCAUUAUUCAGCAGUGCAAUUCUUAAGCCUGUAGUUAGAUAUCUGCAGUCCCAGAGUCUGACUCGACCCCUGCUCGCAAGUUCUUUCGUUGUUUUAUGCUUCCAUGUUCCUCUGUGUUGGGCUCUGAUUUUCAAGUUCAAGCUCGGAACUGUUGGUGCAGCUCUAGCUUUUAGCAUGUCUAAUUGGUUAUAUCUAAUUUUGCUUGUGUUAUAUGUAAAAUACUCGGCCUCUUGUGAGACCACAAGAAUUUCUUUUACCAGUGAGGCCUUCCUUGUUAUCGGGCAAUUCUUUAGGUUUGCUGUCCCAUCUGCAGUAAUGGUCUGUCUGAAAUGGUGGUCACUUGAAGUGCUUGUUUUGCUGUCUGGCCUUCUGCAUAACCCAAAGCUCGAAACUUCAGUUCUUACAAUAUGCUUAACAAUUUCUACAUUGCACUUCACUUUACCAUAUGGAAUAGGAGCUGCAGCGAGUACUCGCGUUUCAAAUGAACUGGGAGCUGGAAAUCCGCAAGCAGCUAGAGUGGCUGUAUGGACUGUGAUAUCUCUUGCAGCAGUGGAGGCUGUAAUAGUAAGCACAACACUUUUCUUCUGCCGCAAUAUAUUGGGAUAUGCUUACAGCAAUGAUCAGGCAAUUGUGAGUUAUAUUGCGGUGAUGACUCCUCUUAUUUGUCUCUCAGUAAUCACUGACAGCAUACAAGCUGUUAUUUCCGGUAUUGCUAGGGGGAGCGGAUGGCAACAUAUUGGCGCGUAUGUGAAUAUCUGUGCAUUUUAUCUGUUUGGUAUACCUAUAGCUGUGGUUUUGGGCUUCACCAAGCAUAUGAAUGCAAAAGGGCUUUGGAUCGGAAUUGUGGUUGGAUCGAUUAUACAGUCUACUGUGCUGUUUCUGAUAACAAGCUUCACAAAUUGGCAGAAGCAGGCGACCAAGGCAAGCGUUAGGAUGUCUAAAGUAGGAUCCGCGGUUGAGAACGAGGAGGAGAGCACGAGGAAUGAGGAUGUCUGAAUUAGGAUCCAGGGUUGAGAACUAAUAGGAGAGCAUCACUUGUAGUUUCAUGCUCGAGACUGCAUCGUUGCAGUAGAACAUUUGUACGCUACAGACCACAGGAGUACUUGUAAAAUGCAGCUCCAGUGCUAGCUCAUUGGUCACCUAGUAUGUACAGGUCAUGAAAUAAGAUCAAAAUUUGCGAAAGUGAUAAUGUUUUACAAGUACUCUAUUUGCACACAACGUAUUACAUGAAGUUAUGAACAACCAUGGUAAUUAUAUUGGUA
Messenger RNA from Daucus carota subsp. sativus, 1999 nucleotides. Its product is annotated as protein DETOXIFICATION 3. Gene Ontology annotation, biological process: xenobiotic detoxification by transmembrane export across the plasma membrane. The record is from RefSeq and is a predicted model, not a curated record. Bases 258 to 1733 code for a protein of 491 amino acids. NCBI's taxonomy places the organism in Eukaryota, Viridiplantae, Streptophyta, Magnoliopsida, Apiales, Apiaceae. Gene Ontology annotation, cellular component: membrane. Gene Ontology annotation, molecular function: antiporter activity; xenobiotic transmembrane transporter activity. The transcript has 7 exons.